UCAGAAGGGUGCUUGGCGAACAGACCGUCCGUUUUGCAACACUCAAUCAUAUUCAAAGCACAUUGACCAAUGAAGGUCUUUGCGGUUCUCGCCCUUGUCGUGGCCUCUGUGCUUGCGGACACUUUACCAUCAGUGACGUUAUGUCCUCCUGAAACUCAAACAAUAUUUGUUCUCCAACACAACACAACAGUGGGUGCUCGCAUCCGAACAAUCCCAACCUCAAAUCUUGCUGAAUGCUCCGAUCACUGCUCGGCUUCUCUUGAUUGUCAAGGAGUUGAGUUCAAGGAUGGAAGCUGUGCAGUUUUCCGUGCAGGCUCUGAAAAGGCAACUGCUGGAAGCCAACUUCUCACCAAGACAUGUGUCAAGAGUGAUCGCGUUUGCCAAUCUCCAUUCCAGUUCGAUCUUUUCGAGCAAAGAAUUCUCGUUGGAUUCGCCCGCGAGGUUGUCCCUGCUGCAAACAUUCAAAUUUGUAUGGCUGCCUGCCUUAAUGCUUUCGACACUUUUGGAUUCGAAUGUGAAUCUGCUAUGUUCUACCCAGUUGAUCAAGAAUGUAUCUUGAACACCGAAGAUCGUUUGGACAGACCAUCACUCUUUGUUGAGGAAUCAGAUGAUACAGUUAUCUACAUGGAUAACAACUGUGCUGGAUCCCAAUGCUACCCACCAUACAUCACACAAUAUAUUGCCGUCGAAGGAAAGCAAUUGAAGAAUGAACUUGACCGUAUCAUCAACGUCGACCUCGAUUCUUGCCAAGCUCUUUGCACUCAACGUCUCUCAAUCUCAUCCAAUGACUUCAACUGCAAAUCGUUCAUGUACAACAACAAGACCCGUACUUGUAUUCUUGCUGAUGAACGUUCCAAACCACUUGGACGUGCUGAUCUUAUUGCCACAGAAGGAUUCACUUACUUCGAGAAGAAGUGCUUCGCUUCGCCAAACACUUGCCGCAACGUGCCAAGCUUCAAGCGUGUGCCACAAAUGAUUCUCGUUGGAUUCGCCGCUUUCGUUAUGGAGAAUGUUCCAUCUGUCACCAUGUGCCUUGAUCAAUGUACCAACCCACCACCAGAGACUGGUGAUGGAUUUGUCUGCAAAUCUGUCAUGUAUUACUACAACGAACAAGAGUGCAUCCUCAACUCAGAAACCAGAGAAAGCAAGCCAGAGCUUUUUAUUCCAGAAGGAGAAGAGUUCCUUGUUGACUAUUUCGAUAUUACUUGCCACCUCAAGCAAGAGAAAUGCCCAACUGGACAACACCUCAAGGCUAUUCGCACCAUCAAUGCAGCUCUUCCAGAAGGAGAAUCUGAGCUUCAUGUUCUCAAGGCUUCUGCUGCUAAGGGAAUCAAGGAAUGUGUUGCCAAGUGCUUCGGACUUGCUCCAGAGAAAUGCAGAUCCUUCAACUACGACAAGAAGACAAAAUCUUGCGAUCUUCUUUACCUCGAUGGUCACAACACUCUUCAGCCACAAGUUCGUCAAGGAGUUGAUCUAUAUGAUCUUCACUGUCUUGCCGUGGAAAACGACUGCUCUGCCAACAAGGAUGAUGCUCUCUUCUCCCGUUAUCUUCACACCAAACAACGUGGAAUCCCAGCAAAGGUCUACAAGGUUGUUUCACUCAACUCGUGCCUUGAAGUUUGUGCCGGAAAUCCAACAUGCGCUGGAGCCAACUACAACCGUCGUCUUGGAGACUGCACACUCUUCGAUGCUAUUGACGAUGAUGCUGAGAUUAACGAGCAUACUGAUUUCUACAAGAACCUCUGUGUUACCAAAGAAAUCGAUACUGGAGCUUCUGCUGCCGCCAAUGUCCCAGAAACCAAGCACCGUGUCUCUGGAACCGUCGUUGAAGGCAAGGACUCUAAAUCACAACUUCUUGCCACUAAGAAGGUCAAGAAGCCAACCAUCAAGAACACCGAACACCGUCGUGCUCCAGAAUCAACCGUUCCAAUUGGUCCACCAGUUGAGGUUAAAGCUGAAGCCAUUCAAACAAUCUGUAACUACGAAGGAAUCAAGGUUCAAAUCAACAAUGGAGAGCCAUUCAGUGGAGUCAUCUUUGUUAAGAACAAGUUUGAUACUUGCCGUGUUGAAGUUGCCAACUCAAAUGCCGCUACUCUUGUUCUCGGACUUCCAAAAGACUUUGGAAUGCGCCCAAUCUCUCUUGACAAUAUUGAUGAUAAUGAAACUGGAAAGAAUAAGACAAAGAAGGGAGAAGAGACUCCAUUGAAGGAUGAAAUUGAGGAGUUCCGUCAAAAGAGACAAGCUGCUGAAUUCCGUGAUUGUGGACUCGUCGAUCUUCUCAAUGGAACAUACAAAUCCACUGUUGUCAUUCAAACCAACAACCUCGGAAUUCCAGGACUCGUUACCUCAAUGGAUCAACUUUAUGAGGUUUCCUGUGAUUACUCUAGUAUGCUUGGAGGACGUGUUCAAGCUGGAUACAAUAUGACUGUUACUGGACCAGAAGCUAAUCUUAUUCAGCCACGUGGAAAGAUUGAGCUCGGAAACCCAGUUCUCAUGCAACUUCUGAAUGGAGAUGGAACUGAACAACCACUUGUUCAAGCUAAACUCGGAGACAUUCUUGAGCUUCGUUGGGAGAUUAUGGCUAUGGAUGAUGAACUUGACUUCUUCGUCAAGAACUGCCACGCUGAACCAGGAGUUGCUGGAGGAAAGGCCGGAGCCGGAGAGAAGCUUCGACUUAUCGAUGGUGGAUGCCCAACUCCAGCUGUUGCACAAAAGUUGAUCCCAGGAGCUAUUGAAAUCAAGUCAUCGGCUGUGAAGACUACAAAAAUGCAAGCUUUCCGUUUCGAUUCAUCUGCUUCAAUCAGAGUUACAUGCGAAGUUGAGAUUUGCAAGGGAGAUUGUGAACCAGUUGAGUGUGCUUUAACCGGAGGAGUCAAGAAAUCAUUCGGAAGAAAGAAGAGAGAAGUUAGCAAUAAUAUUGAAGAAUUCGAGACAAACCGGUACCUGAUUCCAAGAAGAUCUCACGCCACCACCUCCAUCGUCAUCAUUGACCCACUUCAACAGGUAUGCACAAAAGUAAAUGAGCCAGUUGCCAUGUCACGUGCUUCAACACUUGAUCUUCUUCGUGAAGAUGCUCACGAGGUUCAGAUGAUUGAGGAAGGAUCAAUCUGCCUGAACUCUGUCACAGUUUUUGCCAUCUUUGGAACCCUUGCGGUUCUGAUUCUUGGACAAACUGUUGUCAUUGCUCACUACGCAGUUCGUCGGUUUUCAUCAGAAAAGACUGCUUAAACAUGCUCAUCUUUUUAAAAUUGGCCAUUUUCUGCACAGCUCUCAGAAAUUUUUCUGAUAUCUGUUCAUGCUCAUAAGCUCAAAAUCUCAUUCCAUUAAUAACUUCUAAUAAUGUUUUUUUUUUCGUUUUUCUUGUUAAAUUUUCAAUACACAGCAGUUUUACGUGUCUUCACCUCAAAAGUUUUUACCUUUCCUUCCCCUAUUGAAACCAAAAAAGAUCCCUUUUUCAACUAUCUCUUUCUAAGAAAAAUAUUAGUCGAAUCGUAUGGAAUCUAAUAAGAAGCUUCUCUCAUAGCAAAUUCUAAAUAUAAAUAUUUUUGAAUGAAGCUUUUUUAAAAUUAGAUUCCCAGCGAUUUCGGUCUUAAUUUCAGCUACAGUAUCCACUGAAAACACAUACAUUUCUCAACAAAAAAAUCUGUUUGGUCUGUCGGGUACUGUAGAACCAUUCAUUUCUCAGUUACAAUUAUUUUUAUUUUUUCUUUCUAUCAUGUUGACAAUUUCUCCCACAUCUUUUUUCUGACAUUAGUGAAAAAUAAAGUUUUCGAAAUUUAUAAAU
Molecule: messenger RNA, 3784 nt
Organism: Caenorhabditis elegans
Lineage: Eukaryota; Metazoa; Nematoda; Chromadorea; Rhabditida; Rhabditidae
Gene: noah-1
Exons: 8
Coding region: 70-3228 (1052 amino acids)
Source: RefSeq, marked reviewed